Messenger RNA from Helobdella robusta, 570 nucleotides. RefSeq lists its product as hypothetical. NCBI's taxonomy places the organism in Eukaryota, Metazoa, Annelida, Clitellata, Rhynchobdellida, Glossiphoniidae. The annotation marks the transcript as partial. Gene Ontology annotation, biological process: protein dephosphorylation. The transcript is spliced from 5 exons. The record is from RefSeq and is a predicted model, not a curated record. Gene Ontology annotation, molecular function: protein tyrosine phosphatase activity.
GAAAAGAAAAUUUUUUGUCUCAAAGGUCCGCAGUUGAACACGGUCAAUGACUUCUGGAGGAUGAUAGUUGAGGUAGGCGUUGAAGUCGUCGUGAUGCUGACUCCACUGGAAGAGAAUGGAAAAGUAAAAUGCCAGAAAUACUGGUCAGACAAAGAAACGCUGAAUAUUAACAUUCUGGAAGGUAGUGGCAGUGAAGACUUCCUCCUCAUUACACUGAAGGGACUUCAAAACUCUCAAGAACUGACAGUGACUCACCUCAAAUACAACAGCUGGCCCGACCUGAACGUGCCAGAAAAUGUCGGCAGCCUCCUCAACUUCCAGCACGUUAUGCAGACCCUGGUUAACAAGAUCAACAGCGGACACUCUUCGACAAAGGUCCUCACACAUUGCAGUGCCGGGGUAGGCCGUACGGGGACCUUCAUCGCCCUGGACCACCUCAUCAGGCAGGCUGUCGAUGUUGAGGCUGUUGAUGUCUACAAGUGUCUCAAGUUAUUGAGAUCCUAUCGAAAUCACAUGAUUCAGGCCGUGGUAUGUGUUAAUGUGUGUGUGUGUGUGUGUGUGUGUGUGUGA